Etheostoma spectabile (orangethroat darter) is the source of this 1575-nucleotide messenger RNA. RefSeq names its product zinc finger protein 862-like. NCBI's taxonomy places the organism in Eukaryota, Metazoa, Chordata, Actinopteri, Perciformes, Percidae. Gene Ontology annotation, molecular function: protein dimerization activity. Bases 1 to 1572 code for a protein of 523 amino acids. The record is from RefSeq and is a predicted model, not a curated record. The transcript is spliced from 5 exons.
AUGUAUUUCAGUGUGGACAGGAAGAAAGGCUUGAAGAUAGGAGAGACAUACACAAACGACUAUCAGGCAAAAGAGUUCAUACACUACAUAGCAGAGGAUGAGAGAAGAAAGAUGAGGGCAAGAUUAUCAGAUGGCAAGUUCAUCUCGGUCAUGUCAGAUGGAUCCCUCGACAGUGCAGUGAUGGAAGAAGAAAUGGUCUACGUCAGGAGUGCCAGUGAGGGGAAGGUCAAAGUUGAUUUUGUCGGGGUAAAAGCUGUCUCAAAGCCAGAUGCUACAAAUAUAGCUGAAGCAGUGUGCAGUAUAAUGGAAAGUGGAGUCAGCACUGAUUGGAAGAACAAGCUAGUGGCAAUCACCACAGAUGGAGCAUCUGUAAUGACAGGAGUAAACAAUGGUGUGGUUGCAAAACUGCGUGCAGACAGACCAAAUGUGCUGGGGAUCCACUGCAUGGCCCAUAAGCUAGAGCUUGCCUUCUCAGACGGAAUAAGGAAAAAUGUAAUGGCCAGGAAAGUUGAGGAACUCUUGAGUGGACUCUACACCUUAUAUCAUAAGAGUGGAGUGAACAGGGCCAGCCUAAAGCAGCACUUCAGGGAGCUCCACAUGAAGGCUCUGAUGCCAACCAGAUCCCAGGAGGCCACGAACGUCAAUGCUGUUCUGAGGGCAAAAACCAAGGGGUUACUCAACAUAGGCAAGGAUGGUGGAGUGCUCAGGUUUUGCUGCCUUCUCCAUGACACCAUCUAUCAACUGAGCAACCUCUCCAAGUCACUGCAGAGGUCAGUGUCAACCGUGGCUGAAGCUCAGAGCUGCCUUUCCUCCACUCAGGCUGUCAUAGAAAAGUACAAGUCAAGACCUGGGCCUAAGCUGAGAGCAGUGCUGGACACAGACACCUAUGAGGGAGUCCUCCUGAGGCCUACUGAUGCCGACCGGCAUGACAAGGCAAAGAAUGAGCUAAUCGAUUCUCUGUGCCGGUGCAUCACUGCUAGAUUUAGUGAUGUGAACAGUGGUGUCCUGCAGGCCAUGCGGCUGACCAGUUUCCAGUACUGGCCAGAGGCAGACACAAGUUCAGAUUUUGGUGAUGAAGAGGUAAACAAACUCAUAAGUCACUUCCGACCUCUUUUCCUGUCUGCUGGAGUGGAUGUGGAGUUGAUCCCUGAUCAAUGGACAAUUCUCAAGACUGAACUGUACACAGCAGGAUUCAGCCAAGGAAACUUUGAGCAGACCUGGCCUACUGUGAACAGAAUGCUGCGAUAUCGAUGUCCUGAUGUCCUUGAUCUUUUUGAUGCUCUCCUGACCAUCCCUGCAACUACAGCUGACUGUGAAAGAGGGUUCAGUGUUAUGAAGCAGGUAAAGAGUGACUGGCGCUCCCGCCUAAAAGGUGAAACCCUCUCUGACCUCCUUAAAACCCAGUUGUGCUCACCUGACAUCAAAGACUUUGAUCCAACCAAAGCCAUUGAGAUCUGGCAUGCUGACGGUUUGCGCUCACGCAGACCUGACUUUGUGCGCAAACAUGGACCAAAAGAAACAGAGGGUGGCUCAGAUUCUGAUGGCACCACCUCUGAAGAAGAAGAGCUCUGAAGA